AUGGACGACGACCUCGAAAUAUGCAACGACAUCACCGACCCUCAAUACCAGCACCCGCCGCACCCCAUGAGAUCAAACAUCUUAUCCGGCGGGCCCGGCUACCUCGUAUCCCACCCGUCCCUCGGCGGCAUCGUCAUCUCGACCCCAUCGUCCAUAGACCUACAACACCUAAACCUCCCCCGCACCCACGACACCAAUCUCACUUCCUUCUCCAAAAGCGAAGAAGACGAUCUCGCGCAGCGCAUGCUCCUCCUCGGCGGGCACUGGUACCCCUCCUGGGCCACCUACGCUCGCCACCAGGAACGUCUCGCCAACAGCACCGUCUACGACUUCCACAUGCCCCCGGACGUGUACGUCGGCUACCCGUCUAGCGGGGGUGUGUGGGUGGCCAGGUACGUGCCGGACCGGGACCACUUCCGCCACGGCCAGAAGUUCUCGCUUCCGCAGCGGCCGCCGGAGUGGAACCGGGUCAUGCACCGCGUGCUGACGAUGGACGAGAAGUGUGAAGCGUUGAAGGCGUUUGGGGCUACGUUCUACCCACGAAUAGAGGACUGCGUGGAUCUCCCCAAGUCCGUGGAAGAGGGCCGGGAAGAGUUCCAACGAUACGAGAAGAGCUUGGAGGAUAUGGAUGACGGCGACUACCAGAAGCGAUGGUUUAUGAGAUUUCAUGGUCUCGACCGAGACGAAGACGUUGAAUCGAGGGCCACAGAAUCAGGCACCAGGUGGGGUUGCGUGAUGUGUUGA
Molecule: messenger RNA, 744 nt
Organism: Colletotrichum gloeosporioides
Lineage: Eukaryota; Fungi; Ascomycota; Sordariomycetes; Glomerellales; Glomerellaceae
Exons: 1
Coding region: 1-744 (247 amino acids)
Source: RefSeq, a predicted model, not a curated record